Haplochromis burtoni (Burton's mouthbrooder) is the source of this 3169-nucleotide messenger RNA. RefSeq lists its product as uncharacterized. Lineage: Eukaryota; Metazoa; Chordata; Actinopteri; Cichliformes; Cichlidae. The transcript has 8 exons. The record is from RefSeq and is a predicted model, not a curated record. The coding region runs from base 1268 to 1642 and encodes 124 amino acids.
UCACCUCGCAGCCAAUAUUCUACCUGAGUUUUGCUUACUGAAACUGCACAUUUGUUCCCUACAUGUUAGCUCCCUGCAUACUUUUGUACUGUAUGCCUUUUUAUUGCAAAUAGCUGGGAAACGUAAUGAAACUCAAAUCGUUGCUAUUAUUUAUUUUUUUUAGCAUUAUUAUGGUAAGAAAUGCAAACUGCUUAUCGGUGUGGUGGCUCUGUUUUUAAAGUACAAGUCAAGCGUAUAAAACAAAGCGUUCUCAUCGGGACACCAGUUAAUACGACUUCCGUUUCUUUUCUUUUUUUAAAUAUUACUUUACUUUUUUUUUAAUUUCUGAGGGAACUGGUCAUUCAAAUCUAGACAAAUGACUCGUGGGAGGCAACAGAAGUGUAAGCAAAACAGCUACUGCAAGCUAAACCUUAAGUAAACGAAGCACUAGCCUGCUAAAAAUAAAAACAAGAGGCAGACUGUAACUUUUCUCACAAGCGACCUUUGAAUGAUUGUUAAGUACAGCCGAGCACGAUCAAACCAGGUGGCGCCAACUGGUGCGAAAGCACAAAGUGAAUUUAAACACAUUGAGAUAUUAGCGAUUUUCCUUUAAAAAAAAACAAAACAAUAAAGCUUAUGCAACAUACAACUGGACGAGGAAAAGCUUAGAUUUAGGCUGAGCUAACACACCUGUGCUUGGUGCAGUGGCGCGCGCGAGGCUGUCAAUCAGCCGCGCGCGUGUGGUCGUAAUCAGUGGCUGAAUAACUCCGAGCCAACUAACUGUCUGAUCAUAAGUGCUGUAAGUGUUUUGUUUUCGCUCCCCUCCCGUUGCAGCUUUUAGUUUCAGUUUAAACAAAACCAUCAUUACCAAACCGGGGGCAAGUUCUUCUUUGCCACAUUACGUUUAACCCCCACUCGUUUUCAGGAAACUCACUUCUUGACAGCUCUGAGGAACAAGAACAAGAGAGGCGAAGGUGCUUUCCGCCAACUAAAACUCCAAGUGUUCAGCUAGUAGUUUAGCUCUAAAUGAGUUGACAGUGAAUCCCCCUUGUAGGUCAGGGAGACGGAGAGAGAAAAGAAGAAGCUUGCCCUGAUCGUGGCCUACACAGCAGAAAAGGGUUUCCUGUUACACACUCGGCCCCCGCGAUUUACUCAUCUGAUCGGUAGACGUCUGCCGUGAGUCCGCCACUUUAAGGGAUACACAAGGAUAUUAUUACAAAAACCCCUCCAUAUUCCACAGUCGGAGUGUGUGUUUUGAAAUGGUCUGUCUCUCGCAUUGCAUUUGAAGAUGAUGCGAUUGCUGUGUCUAUGUCUGCUGCUACUUCUGCCAGCUUCUGCUGCUGCUCUGCAAGCAUCUCAUAACUCUUCAGAACUUGAAGGAUCAGCUGAUGACCCAGAUGACGAGGAUUAUGUGGAACGUGACGCUUCAACCAAUUUGAAUCUAAAUGCUGGGCCAGGCAAAACCACUGGUGUGGAGGGCAACAGUGGUAAGAAGUAUCUGAAUUAUGAGGGCUACAUGAUUAUAAUAGUUAUAGCGGGGGUGGUGUUGGCUCUUUCGGUCGCAGCAGUUGUCACCAUAUUGAUAGUGAAGCGCAAGAUGCAGCAGCAGGAGCAGGGGAUCUACUCUGUGCCAAUAGAACAGGACCACAAAGGGUCCGUCUAGUUCCUGGUCUACAGCUUCAAGCCCUAUAACACACAGGCAAGAGAGGUCGAUGCAUCAGGAAAUGUUAUCUCCUACUCUUUGACUCAGGACAGCUAGACUUCUUGGAACAACAGCCUGCUUCUGAAUGUUCAGUUCAUUCCUCCCUCCCACAUAACCUCCUAUACAUGUGUAGCAUAUGCAGUAUGUUUUUUGUUUGUUUGUUUUUUGUAUACUUUUGUGUUUGUCCCAGUCAUUUGUUCUGUACAUACACAUAAUUUAGCCUGGGACUUUUGGAACACAGUCAAACCUUCUAAUUGGAUUCUAUUUGAGGAAUCCAAAUCAAAGCCAGUGAAUGUGGCUUAAAGCUCCUUUUGUUGAAAGGGAUAAUUUAGCACAGCCAGAACUCCCUGAUUUUUUUUUUUUUUCCCCUUUAAUUCCUGAGACAAGAAAUUAUUCCCAACGACUAUGCAGUGUAACUCUGAGAGACCCGUCUAUGUGAAAUGGUCGUUGAGUGAGACAAACCACACUAAUCCAGCCUAAGCCGGCCUCACGUUCAUUCCUAUUCACUUGUGUCACAUUUUCUCUUCCUGGCCCAUUAGGAAUGACAGGAGGCAACAAAAUAGGAAGAUAAAAACCCGUUCACUGUCUUCUUAACUUCCAGUUACAAGAGGAGAGGGGGGAAAACCCCUGAAACAAGUGGAAAUGGCUAGUGCUAAAACCUUCCUGCACUGCCACAAAUUAAUCAACCACCAUGAAUGAUGAUGUUUUCCAAUCCCCUCUUCUUGAAAGGCUUUCACUUUAGAUUGUAAAUAGCUCUCUGAAUGCUGUGGAGAGUUAGAUUAAUGCCUCCCACACUGUUACAGAGAACCUCGUUAUGAGGGAGGGAAGGAUAAAAUCUCAAGAAUUAAAUAAAGUAGGAUGAUUGGGGAAAAUGCCAACAAUGCCUUUGUUUCAUUCAUACAGAACACAGUUUUCUCUGGUUUUAUGCAAAUCAACCUUUUCGUGCUGUGUGCAGGAACCCUUUCUAUCCAAGAAUCUAAGGUGCCGGCUUACCUGGUUGUUUGUCGGCAAAAGGGAAUCUGUUUUCCUUGUCAGCUUUUUGUCUGUGCCAUCAGAAGGAGCACUGAUAAUGGAAUUAAUAACACUGGGAAUGACUAUAUAGAGUUAAAUAGUGGAUUUGCCGAAGCAGCGUCUCACUUUUCUCUUCCACUAAAUAUCUUGCAAUAUGUCUUGCCACUGGGGAGUGGGCCUGGCUGCCAUCCAGACCUGAGAGCACCCCCCCCCACAACAACUAUGCAAUCAGGUCCUUAUCAAGGAUGUGCACUCCCUAUUGGUGUGUGUGCUGAAGUGCUUCGUUUAAAAAAAAAAAACAAAAACAAAAAAAACAAAACAAAACUAUGCUUCCCACUCGAUGUAACCCAGAUGUGAUUAUUGUUUGUGCGUUUUGUUUUCACUGUGCCCUGCGCUAUUGUUAUGUCUUGAAAGUGUAGCAUUCCCCUGUAAGCCUUCAAUAUCUGUCAGCAUUUCAAAAAGAGGACAGUUUGAGGG